GCAGGCGUACCCAGCAGCCGCAGCACAGAAUCUCGCUCGCUUCAGGCCCACAAAGCUUUGCCAUUUUUGAUUUUGAUUUAAUUGUUCGCCCAGACGCUCCCGGGCGCCGGACGGUGUGAUAGUGUGUCAUUGUGCCGAUUUGCUGCGUGUUUGCCAACAUAAAUAAAGUGAAAUGCAUCAGAAUCGAAUCGAAUAUUGAUUGUGUGUGUCGCCGCGUCCUCUAAACAAAGUGGCACGCGGUUUUUGGACCAGAAAGCCAGCAAAAUGCAUAAGCCACUGCAGGCACUGUGAGAAAGUGCGCUCAGACCAGGAAUCAGAAUAUAAAUACAUAUAUAUAGACGUAUACAAUGUACCUAUGCACGCUUUGAAGUUUCUUCCCCACAUGUCGUCGUCUCUACGUGCUUAAGUUGUGUGUUAAAAGCAACCACAAAUGUAUGCAUAGAUAUAAACCAAAGUAUAAUCAAAGAAUAACCCCAACGGAGAAGCAAGAAACAAAAGGAAACUGCGCGAAGGAAGCAAAGUCAACGAGCGCUUAACGUCUUCUUUUCAUUUGUUCGUCGCCGUUUUUUUUUGUUUGUUGUACAUGCAGUGUUAGAAAACUCCUGUGGCGACAUCGAAAAGAAACCGCGCUUAACUCCUCCACAAACACAACAACACAACGGCUACAACGACAGCAACAACAACACACAUACAGGCACAUACAGCGCGAGCGCGGCUCCUUGGCCUUCUUUCUGUUAGUGUGUGGUUGUUGUUGUUGCUUCUGCUGCUUGUGCCGCCGCCUCCGCUGCUUUAUCGACGCAAACUGUUCAACUGUCAUGGCCGGUAAUGGAGAGGCGUCCUGGUGCUUCUCACAGAUUAAGGGCGCCUUGGACGAUGAUGUCACAGAUGCGGAUAUCAUAUCCUGCGUAGAAUUCAAUCACGAUGGCGAGCUGCUGGCCACCGGCGACAAGGGCGGUCGCGUCGUCAUCUUUCAGCGUGAUCCUGCCUCGAAAGCCGCCAAUCCGCGACGCGGUGAAUACAAUGUCUAUUCGACAUUCCAAUCGCACGAGCCCGAAUUCGAUUACCUCAAGUCGCUGGAGAUCGAGGAGAAGAUCAACAAAAUCCGAUGGCUGCAACAGAAGAAUCCCGUGCACUUUCUGCUCUCCACCAACGACAAGACGGUCAAGUUGUGGAAGGUUAGCGAGCGCGACAAGUCCUUUGAGGGCUACAACACGAAAGAGGAGAACGGUCUGAUCAGGGAUCCCCAAAAUGUAACCGCCUUACGAGUUCCUUCUGUGAAGCAGAUACCGCUAAUGGUGGAGGCAUCGCCGCGACGCACCUUCGCCAAUGCACACACCUAUCACAUAAAUUCAAUUAGCGUUAAUUCCGAUCAAGAGACUUUCCUGUCCGCCGACGAUUUGCGCAUCAAUCUCUGGCAUUUGGAGGUGGUCAAUCAGAGCUACAACAUUGUCGACAUCAAGCCAACCAACAUGGAGGAGCUCACGGAGGUGAUAACGGCAGCUGAAUUCCAUCCGACCGAGUGCAAUGUGUUCGUCUAUUCGAGCUCCAAGGGCACAAUACGUUUAUGUGAUAUGCGUUCGGCGGCGUUAUGCGACCGGCACAGCAAACAGUUCGAGGAGCCCGAGAAUCCAACGAAUCGUAGCUUCUUCAGCGAGAUAAUCAGCUCCAUCAGCGAUGUUAAGCUGAGCAAUUCUGGUCGCUAUAUGAUCUCCAGGGAUUAUCUGAGCAUCAAGGUGUGGGAUUUGCAUAUGGAAACGAAGCCGAUUGAGACCUAUCCGGUUCACGAAUACCUGCGCGCUAAACUGUGCUCGCUGUAUGAGAACGAUUGCAUUUUCGAUAAGUUCGAGUGCUGUUGGAACGGCAAGGAUAGCUCGAUCAUGACUGGCAGCUAUAAUAACUUUUUCCGUGUCUUUGAUCGCAACUCGAAAAAGGAUGUCACGCUGGAGGCGUCCAGGGACAUUAUUAAGCCCAAGACGGUGCUCAAGCCGCGUAAAGUUUGCACUGGCGGCAAACGGAAGAAGGACGAGAUCAGCGUGGACUGUCUCGACUUUAACAAGAAAAUUCUGCACACCGCCUGGCAUCCCGAAGAGAAUAUCAUUGCUGUGGCCGCCACCAACAAUCUAUUCAUAUUUCAGGAUAAAUUUUAGCCAACACUCUAUAAACCAGUUUACACCAGAAUCACACACCCACAACAACAGCAACAACAACAACAACAAAAACAAACACGCCUGAGCCUCAGCCACAGCAGCCACAGCAGGAUCCAUUGCCCUGGCAGCAGUCGCCUCAUUUUAAUUCUAAUGUUAAUUCGAUUGUUUUCCCCUUUCAAUUCAAAUGAUUUGUUGUUUGUUAAAUUACACCUCUCUCAGGCCACCCCCCCCCCAUCCUCCAUCCAUACCUGUGUCCAAAAAAAACUUAAAAACAACAAAAAUAAUGCCAUAGCAAAUGAUUUGUAAAAUGUUUGCGCAUUGUUCAGGCGCCCCGCGAGUAAUGUGGAACAAGAAGAAACUUAAGAGAAAUGAUGAAGUGAGAGAGAGCGAGAGAAGGAAGAAGAAAGGAAACGGAAACAAAUUUUUUAUACAUAACAUUUAUAAAUAAAUAGCGUAAAGUUGAUUUCUUGUAGCGCAAUUCAAAAGGCAACAACAAGAGGUCCCAAUGCCGUUUCAUGAUUACUGAUAAAAGAUAACAGAACAGAUGAUUUUCCCGAAAAUUAUGUAUAAUUAGAAGCCAGCGCCCAAGUAUUUGUAAUAAAAAUUAUUAAUAAUAAUAUACAACAAAAA
Molecule: messenger RNA, 2777 nt
Organism: Drosophila obscura
Lineage: Eukaryota; Metazoa; Arthropoda; Insecta; Diptera; Drosophilidae
Gene: tws
Product: protein phosphatase PP2A 55 kDa regulatory subunit
Exons: 5
Coding region: 816-2147 (443 amino acids)
Biological process (GO): peptidyl-serine dephosphorylation
Cellular component (GO): protein phosphatase type 2A complex; cytosol
Molecular function (GO): protein phosphatase regulator activity; protein binding
Source: RefSeq, a predicted model, not a curated record